Molecule: messenger RNA, 2205 nt
Organism: Hipposideros armiger (great roundleaf bat)
Lineage: Eukaryota; Metazoa; Chordata; Mammalia; Chiroptera; Hipposideridae
Gene: CIAO3
Product: cytosolic iron-sulfur assembly component 3
Exons: 11
Coding region: 44-1474 (476 amino acids)
Source: RefSeq, a predicted model, not a curated record
UUGGCGACCUCUGAGCACAGCGCCCGGCGGCAGUGGGGCCGCAAUGGCGUCGCCCUUCAGCGGAGCGCUGCAGCUGACGGACCUAGAUGAUUUCAUCGGGCCAUCUCAGGAAUGCAUCAAGCCCAUGAAGGUGGAUAAGAGGCUGGGAAGCGGUGUGGCCAAGAUCCACAUUGAAGAUGACGGGAGUUACUUCCAAGUCAGUCAGGACGGAGGGACACGGAAGCUAGAGAAGGCCAAGAUCUCACUGGAUGACUGCCUGGCAUGCAGUGGCUGUGUCACCUCAGCAGAGACUGUGCUCAUCACUCAGCAGAGCCACGAGGAGCUACGGAAGGUUCUAGAUGCCAAUAAGACACUGGCGCCUGAUCAACAGAGGCUGGUUGUCAUUUCCGUCUCGCCCCAGUCCAGAGCAUCGCUGGCUGUGAAAUUUCAGCUAAAUCCCACAGACACUGCCAGGAAGUUAACUGCCUUCUUUAAAAAACUAGGGGUGCACUAUGUGUUCGAUACCGCCUUCUCAAGGAACUUCAGUCUCCUGGAGAGCCAGCGAGAGUUCAUGCGGCGCUUCCGGGGACAAGCCGACUCCAAGCAGGCCUUGCCCGUGCUGACUUCUGCCUGCCCAGGAUGGAUCUGCUAUGCUGAGAAGACCCAUGGGAGCACCAUCAUCCCCUACAUCAGCACAGCCCGCUCCCCACAGCAGGUCAUGGGUUCCCUGGUCAAGGACUUCUUCGCCCGGCAGCAGCAUGUGACCCCUGACAAGAUCUACCAUGUGACAGUGAUGCCCUGCUACGACAAAAAGCUGGAAGCGUCCAGACCUGACUUUUUCAGACAGGAGCACCAGACGCGCGACGUGGAUUGUGUCGUCACGACAGGAGAAGUCUUCAAGUUGCUGGAAGAAGAAGGGGUCUCGCUAUCAGAACUGGAGCCAGCCCCCCUGGACAGUCUGUGCAGCAGCGUGUCUUCCCAGGAACCCACCAGCCAUCGAGGUGGGGGCUCAGGGGGCUACCUGGAGCACGUGUUCCGGCAUGCAGCCCAGGAGCUCUUUGGAAUCCACGUGGAGGAGGUCACCUACAGACCUAUGAGGAACAAGGAUUUCCAGGAGGUGACGCUGGAGAGCGAGGGCCGAGUCCUGCUGCACUUUGCUGCGGCUUACGGUUUCCGCAACAUCCAGAACCUGGUGCAGAAGCUUAAGCGAGGGCGCUGCCCAUACCAUUACGUGGAGGUCAUGGCCUGCCCCGCAGGUUGCUUGAACGGCGGAGGCCAGCUCAAGUCCCCUGAUACGCCCGGCAAGGAGCUUCUCCAGCACGUUGAGAGGCUGUACAGCAUGGUCCAGACAGAGGCUCCGGAGAAUGUGCCUGGGGUCCAGGAGCUGUACAAGCACUGGUUGCAGGGUGAGGACUCGGAGCAGGCUGACCAUCUACUGCACACGAGCUACCACGCAGUAGAGAAAGCCAGCUCCAGCCUCAGCAUCAGGUGGUAGGAGGGCCCACCACAGCCAGGGCCAGCACCCCUGGGAAGGCUGUGCCGGGUCUCCAGCAGGGAAGUCACCCCGAAAUGCAGGGUGAACUGCAAAGAUGCACUGGAACCCGCACAGGGAUGGGACUCAGGACCCGUAGCCAGUCAAGGUGACCUCCAGCCUGCACUUCACUUGGACUCGCCGCACAGGAGGCCAGAGGUUCCGCAGGCCCACGUCCGUGGGCAGUGCCCUGGCUCCUCCUGGUUGUGGUGGCCCAAGUGUGUGAGGAUUUUAGCCAGUCUCAUGAGGAGCUUAAGGCAGAGCAAAAGUAAGGUGCCUCUCCCCCAUUUCUAGAGUUACCCCUGAAGCUAGGGUGUGGGUGGGCCAGACCUGCUGGGCUGGUCAAGCUUACAGCCCAAUAUGGGGAACCCGAUUGCACUUGGCAACAAAGGAAAGGGGCACCCAGCCCACAGCACCCCAUACUGGGGAAGUGGUGCCACUCCACCUGGAAGUGGAUUUUCAUUUUGAUUAAGCUGUGGCCUCUGGGGCCCGAGAACCUGUGUUCUCUGGGCCAUGUUCCAGAUGGGAAGAAGGCUGUCGGUGCCAGGCCUCAGUUACCUCUCCAGCUGAGUCCUAUCUCUACCGCUGGAUGCCCACUUACCUGGUGGGGGAGGGAGAGAGGACAGACUGGGCAUGGCCUGUCAGGCCCCUCCCCACCAAGCUCGACCGCUAAUAAAGAGACAUUCCUCUGGAAA